Messenger RNA from Lithohypha guttulata, 1281 nucleotides. RefSeq lists its product as uncharacterized. The transcript has a single exon. NCBI's taxonomy places the organism in Eukaryota, Fungi, Ascomycota, Eurotiomycetes, Chaetothyriales, Trichomeriaceae. The record is from RefSeq and is a predicted model, not a curated record. The coding region runs from base 1 to 1281 and encodes 426 amino acids.
AUGAUCAGACAACUCCGGCUCUCCGACGGCACACGGCGGCGACUGCUGAAGCAACGGCAUAGUCAGCUCGUGCAGCGCAAAGAACUUCGUCUCCGUCAAUACGUCGACGAGCUCAAGAUGCGCGAUGCUGCCCGCGAAUCAUUAUUGAUAUCCAUAAAGAAUCGUCUGGUGGAGCACUGUCACCGGCUUGUUGAGCCCGGUGCAGAAGACAUUGCUGUUUCCAGCAGCGACGACAGUAUCACUGAUGUUGUGGAUGAGUUCGAUCGGCGGCUUCGAGAUCGACUUUCAAGAGUCGAGUUGUGUUUAACCACGAAGUCACGCUUGGUUCGGCUCUGCCGCCAGUACGAUCGCUCUGCAAUGGAAAGUGCAGCGUGCAUUACCGACGACGAUGCUGUCGACGACAUUGUGGCUGAGCUCGAAAGAUGCAUAGGUCGGAAAUUUGAGGCGCAGAAACAACGACAUCGCGAACAGAUCGAGCAAUCGAAACGACGACAUGACAUCGCCAUCGAUGAUCACAAGCGUUUUCUGCAAGCAUCCUUGCAAUCCUUUGAACAGCAGAAGCAGCGCCACGGCACCCAGGUCAGUAAAUGGAAGGUAAAAUGUGACGCCAUCGAACAACAAGUAGCGGAGUACGAGGAUGUCUUGGCUGAGACACAAGAAUUUGCGAGGCAGUAUGAUCAGCUUGCUCAUUCGUUAGAGUCGACCCAGAAGACUCUCGACGAGGUGAAAGCACGGAGUGAGCGACGAGAAACCUCACUGCGUGAUGCUCAGCAAGAGGUGGCUUCAGCUCGAGAUAGAAUCCAUGAUGUGGAACAGCAGAUGCUCGGCACUCAGAAAUUGCUCGAGCACGAGAGAACCAAAUCCAAAACCAUCGAGGACUCUCUGACCACACUGCAACUUCGAAUGAUUGAAGCCCAAGACAAUUUCGCUACGCUGCGAAAACAAAAAGACGACAACUUGGAGCAGAUCAGAGCUAAGGUUAUAAACGCAGCCCUGCAAAUUGUCUCACUCACACGUCGGGGCGACGUGUGCGUCCAGCCAGUUGCUGAGGGUUUCCAUUGCGCACACGGCCGACAAGAGCUUAGCGCGAUCACUCACUGUGGCUGGAUCUUGUGCAAUGAGUGUUGGAUGGACCGUAUCGGUGGAGGUACUCGAUGUAUAUGGUGUCAUAAGACUGAGUGUGGAACGACGGGGUUGCCCCUGAUCGCUGUACAAAGCGACAUGGAUAGCUGGAAUCAGGAAGCUUGUGCUGUGGCAGCACGAUUGGAGUCGGUAUGUUGA